UUUCAUGCGACAUCACAAGUUCAUCAAUAACCGGCUGAUGAGAACCUAGCCAACGAAUAUCAGAAAAGACGACUUGCUUAGGACCUGUUUCGAAUUUUGAGCUUACAUAAGGCAGCGAUCCAAGAUGUCGUUAACGCGCUCAGCUGAUGGCCUGGCAGAUGCUUCAGGUGAAGCGGUUCCUUGGCUUGAGGAAACAGGAUCAUACUUCGAGUAUGACCCUUUGAAAGACGACCAGAUAAGGUUUCUAGAACUUGAACCAGGUCUUUCUCCAGACCCGAUAAGGUGUCGCCUCUUCCAUUUGAAGCGCUAUGAGAAACAUACAUAUGAAGUUCUCUCUUGCGAUUGGCGCAGAUUGGCAAAGCCUAAAGUGCCAAUAUCCUUGAAUGGACACACCUUUGACGUCCCGCCUGAGGUUUGGGCGGCAUUACAUCGAAUCAGAUCGGAAACCCGAUCGAGAUUCCUCUGGACAGAUUCUAUCUGCAUCAACCAGAGAUUCGACAGUGAAAACCGACGUGCUAACAAUGCAGAAAGGAAUGGCCAGCUCUCCCAUUUACCUGAUAUCUACCAGAAUGCAACCCGCCUUCUUGUCUGGCUUGGGGGUGCCGAGGACAAUUCUCAUCUUGUAUUUGAAUUUCUUGAUAGAUGUCGCAAUCAUUCUCACAUCAAUUGGUGUCAUUACUCUGGCGAAACGAAAGAUGCCUUUUACAAGCUUUCGAAGAGAUCUUGGUUCUAUAGAGCAUUGUCUGCUCAAGAGCUUUCAUUGAGCGAGGAGGCAACUAUCUUGUGCGGUCGCCAUCGAUGUGAAUGGUUGGACUUGAUGAAAUGUUCUAGCUUCCCAUCGACAAGCGAUUAUUAUCACCCGUUAGGAGGUCCAGAUGGGCGAACCCACUUGCAUCACCUUGACACAAUCUCCCGCGCCUACCGCGUACGACUGAGGAACCUAUUCUGCCUGAAUAGACAUUGCCAAGCUGAGGAUCCUAGGGACAAGAUAUUUGGAGCCUUGAUGAUGAAUACUAACAUCCAUUUUGACAUUACCAUCGAUUAUAAACAAGACAUUCCCCAACUAUUUCAGAAAUUCACUCGAAAGCUUAUCGAAUCAAGUCGGGACCUCGACGUCCUUCAUUGGUUAGGGCCAAACAACUGUGUCGAUGGUCUUCCGUCUUGGGUCCCAGAUUAUAACGUUGUCAACCCGACAGGAACUCUUCCUAGAGUAUUCGGGAUGUCUGCAACGUAUUCUAUUCAUUACCCACUCACACUAAUCCCAGGGUUUGAGUUCCGAGAUGGAAACAUAUUAAUGCUUAACGGGCGAUUCGUCGAGAAAGUUACGCAAGCGGCUGAAGAAUUGGAAGCGCAAGAUACGACUGUUCCAGGAAGCAAGGAGUUCAGCUCCGUCGUGAGUGGAUGGGAAAACCUGGCUUCAAGCUUAAACAAUAAGAGGUUCCCGCAAACAAUUAUUGACGCUUUCUCCGAUACACUCAUUGGGAAUGAUGACGCCGAUUUGCUAGUUGAAAAUGACAAUCCUCCAUUGGUCAGAAAGAUGAGAGCAUUGUCUUCUUCAGUGGCUACUAAGUUCAACGUGUGGUAUAAGCACAUACAGGAACAUCAAAUUGGUAAAGUAUGCGCCAAGGGCAGCAAUUUCAGCAAAGGCCAACAGCAGCGCUGGAGAGAAUCCUUAGAUGCCGAUUCGAUGUGGUAUUCUCGCCGUAUGGAGAUGACCUGUUACGGCCGCAAGUUUUUCAUCACUGACAAGGGAUCGAUGGGCUUAGCACCACCGCGCACGAGGGAGAGCGAUGAUAUCGUAUUUUUCCCAGGUGGAAAAUAUCCCUUCAUUUUGAGGGCAAGAGAUAACGGCACCCACGAGCUGAUCGGAGACUGCUUUCUCUAUGACCUAGACGUUUUUGCACUAUUUCGGGACAAGGCGGUCAGCACACAGCAGUUUCUCCUAACUUGAUAUUCAUCGUAACGAUCUGAAAGUUCUAUGAGAUUAAAUUAUGAGCACUAUAAUGUGAAGGCAGUAGUAAGUUACUGUUGGUAAGUAGAAGUGAAUUUCCCCGAUAGCAUUGCAAACAAGUAUCAU
This is a messenger RNA of Annulohypoxylon truncatum, 2077 nucleotides long. RefSeq names its product heterokaryon incompatibility protein-domain-containing protein. The record is from RefSeq and is a predicted model, not a curated record. Bases 125 to 1951 code for a protein of 608 amino acids. NCBI's taxonomy places the organism in Eukaryota, Fungi, Ascomycota, Sordariomycetes, Xylariales, Hypoxylaceae. The transcript has a single exon.